AUAGUAAUAUAAUGAUAUUAAACUGUAGCCAUGGAAAAAUAAUCAAAAUGGAACAAAAAUUCAACAGUAUUUGCUCAAGUGUAAAUUCCAGGGUAAUUACAAAGUAAAUGACAAUUUAAAAAACUAUAGAUACAUGGUAACAGUAGCUAUUAAUUAGCAAGUUACCUGGUUAGCUCAUUGGAGAGACAGAUAGAUAGAUACACAGUCUUCCAUUUCCAAGCAUGUUUUAAAGUAAACAUUUAGAGGUGGUGACAAUGCACACACGUGGUCCUCACAAACAAGAGGAUGUUGUUUUCCUCAAUGUCCUGCCUGUACUUGGUGGUGAAGGGUUUAAAAGAAAAAUGACCCAUUGUUUCCUUGUUUUUCUGACCCGUAGCAGUUUUACACUCCUACUCUGGAUGUUCCAUCACGAGGAAGAGGAAAAGCUGCUUUUUUAUAUCUGAUAUGUAGGUACUGCCUUUCAUUUUGUUGUUGCGGGUAUUGCAACGUUUCCACAGUAUGUAAAUUCACUUGUUGGCAUUUAAAUGAAUAAUGAAUAUAGCUUAAAGUAAGUGGAAAGAAAAGUGAGCAUAGGUGUAAAUAUAUAAAUGACUUUUUGUUAUUCUUAUCUUUCUUUCAUCUCUAAUCUGUCAGUUCUCUGCCAAGAGUUGCACUUUAUUUACUCUGCUUAUCUCAAAGAAGGUGCAUUUAAAACACACACACACACACACACAGGCUGAUGGAAAAACAACCAGGACAAUUAUAUUCAUUUGAAUUCUGUAAUAUUGUUUUAAUGUUUGUAUAGUCAUGAAGUUGAGACACCAGACUCCUGUGAUGAUUUCCAGAAAAUGUGAAGACGGGGUGUUUAUCUAGGGUGGUCUUAUUUAUUUAUCCAGUGACAUCAUCAUCAUGGAGUCAUUGACCUCAGUGAGUGAAUCUCUCAAAGGUUUUUUAAAGUUCAGACAGAAGUCUGAACUUUAAAAACACAGGCUUGCCAUCUAGUGGCAGCAGAUUUAUUUUAUAUUGUUUGUGUGAGGAAUAGUUUUAUGUUGUUUUUUUUCCUACUCCGAAACAGUUGGGACAGCAGUGAGGUAAAGCUACAAAGGGGAUUAAGUUAUCAUCCAAUAUUGUAACGUGUAUGGGAUAAGGAUUUACAUUAAACAUCCACGAUGCACCAAAAGUGCAGUCUGUUUAGAUGAAUCAUAUUUCCUGAAACACAACAACAGGGCGGGUUCACAUUUGUUUGUGAUCUGUCUACCUCUGAAAAUUCCAGGCACAUAAUCCCAAGAAGAGUCAGUGACUAUGAGGUUACCCACAGUUCUUUAAACUGCUGCAGGUAUCAACCUGUAAAUGACUUUAAGAAUGCAAUGUAUGUGUAUUAAUGAAGAAACUUGUAUUUUUGUGUUAUUUCUGUGUAAUCAGAAAUGUGUACGAAGCUGUUAAAACAUUUUAAAAGCUUUUUAAAUGUUUAAUGUGGCAUAUUCCAUGAUUUAAGGGAAUGUUGGAUAGUAAAAAGUGAAUAUAUUUAACAACUGGUGAGUUUCUGAACUGACCACUUGUCCAUUAAGCACACUAUCUGUGUUCAGACUUGUCAAGCCAUAUAUGUUAACUAUAUAGUCCAUUCUAUACUUUGUGGUUCUAAUGUGACCUGUUGUUAGAUAAUUGUACUGCAGAGAUAUGGUAUAUUGCUGCUGUUAGGGGUCCUGCAGCCUUGCUACCAGUGGCUGGACUUCACUGAGUUGGAAAAAAAAGGAAUCAGCACUGAGCCGUCUGGAAGGAGUGUGGUAGAGAUUAGCUGUGUUUCGCACAUCUCUGCUAGAGUCUGAAUGACCCUGACAGUGUCUGCUGGUCCUUGGGGCUUCCCUUAAAUCAGCCCAUGACAUAUUCAGUGAAUACAAGCCAAGCAUUUUCUGUUUUGUUUUUUUAUUUAUUUGGAUGGGCAGAUAUUGUAGCAAAUCACACAAUGAAGAUAUUACAUAAGUAAAAAGAAAUAUUGACUUGUGUGUUAGGUCAGUCUGUCUCCCUCCCUAAUCAGUGUUACCAGUGAUUACCUGUUCAUUAGACGUGUCUCCCAGUGCUUGGGUAUGUACAGUAUAUGCCUCUCUCCCUCACUCAGUCCUGGUUGGGUCAUCGAGUCAUGCUAUUGAGAUUUCAUGGUAUGUGUUGUUUGUGUCUGUGCCUUAAUACUAAUGUAAAAAGGAUAGUUCAUAUUUAUGGAAAAGGAGACUGCAGACUGAUGUAACAUUAAAUGUUAAUUCAAAGCUGUACAAUAAUAAUCUAGAUGAUUCCUAUGGGAGAAAUGCAACGUUGUUGUUAUCUGCCUCAAGGCCUUUCAUCUCAGUCACUUCAGCUGAAUCCAGCCUCAGUCAAACUGGCACGGGACACACUGGGCCAGGAGGCAGGGAGGCUCAGCUGAGGCACACUGGUGAAAAUGAAACAAAUAAGAAAAGACUGCCACCACUGUGAGGGCUGACUGCAGGACGGCCCCUCGGAGGCUGGAAAGAGAUUUUAAUGAUAGUGGUGGGUGGUUUUUUUUUUCUUUGUGUUGUUUAUUUUCUCCAAGGCUGGUGGGGUGUGGGUGAAUGUGGGGUCCAACAUCUAAGUCACAUGUUGGAUCCUGGUCUCUUACAUAAACUCUGCCCCCUCUCUGAGCCCACAGUCUGCUUGCAUCAACUUUAUGAAGCAAGUUCAUGUGGACAGAACUACUGAGUUGACAUUGGUGGUGACCGAGGAGAGGAGUCAAGAUUUUCACUCCUUCCUGUUGCAUAAUUGCAGCAGAUAGCUCCACAAACCCAUACACAUACAGUACAUUCAAUAAUGGCUGUGAUUUAUAUUGUUUAAAUUACUCUCGUUUUAUUUUUUUUAUUUUUUUUCAAAAUUAUAAACUUAGCAGUCAGGAUGCUAGUGUUGCUUUAAACUGCACUUGACCAGAACAUUAAGCUAGACAAACCAAGGCCCAACAUUUUUUAAAAUCCUGAUUUUGACUCAUGAUGUUACAAUCAAGGCCAGAGUAAACCAAAACAAAGAGUCCUGUGGAGAGGAAGUGAGAACACUUCAGUUCAGAGUUAAUAUUUUACAGAUAGAUGACGUAAAAUCUCCCAUUAGGUUCUGUUUGAAACUGUUAACCUGUCUUCUUGGUGAUCAUCAUUCCAGUAACUGAGCACCGUCUCUGGUGUGAUGGAUGGUGGACCUGCUCACGCUGCUCUAUAUCUUCACCUAAUGGACGUACACAGGCCAUAAUUAAAGGUUGUUGAAGGCCCUCUGAACACAGUAUUAUAAUAACAGGGUUACUGUGACACUAACCAGACACUUUUCAUUAACACAAGCCAGACACUUAAAAGUUGAGCUUAGAUCACUUCCUAGCCUUACCGGGGGGCCUGGCUCACACACCUAAGUGAUGGAGAAAUUCCUUUCUGAUGUAAAUUUUGCGUGAUCACCUCCUCAUCUCUGUACUCUGUCAUGCAUGAAUAAAACAAUCUGGUCAGGAGAGGGAGAAUGAGACGCAGAUGUGGCAAAAAGGAAGACCUGUGUCGACAUGAACUCUCGUCAUGUGAAUCACUCUUAAUUUACCUAAAGAAACCUGUGCUGCAGAGCUUUGUACUGUAGGCUGGUGGAUGAGAGCUUGAAGAAGAAAAAGGGAGAAAGUCAUCUCGCAGUGAGGAAGAGUGUGACCUGUCCGCUGAUCUUAUCUGGCCAUCUGCCUGGAUUGAAGAUCUAAAUAUUAUGACACUUGAUGUAACCGAACAUACCUGCUGGUUACAUUCUAGCGGAUCUGCACUCAGGCAAGGUGGUUUAUGUCUCCAGGACAUUUCUGUCCUCAAACUCCCUGUCUUUAUCACGGCCCCAUGCUUUCUUUUACAGCUGUCACCCGCCGAGCCGUGUUAUGUAAAAAUCCCCAUGAACGCUGUUGUGUGUUUGGACGUUUGUCUUGUUUGUACGCUGCAUAAACCUGAGAAAGACUUGGAUGAAGUUUUUUCUUCAGGUUUGAGUAACAGUUAUACUCCAAAUGUGGCUUAACAUUCAGGUUGACUUACUUCCUUCAAACGAAUGUUGGCAAAUGGGAAACAGACGGGCAUUGUUGAUUGUUUGUAUUCUGUGAGAGCGUUCUCCAGAUGAUAGUGCUGCUAAUUUGUGUGUUCUAUGUUUGAUGUGUGUGGGAAUUUUACAGAUGUAAUGUAGCAUGUCCGACUGAGCCUCUGCUGCUAAAUAGGGGGUUGAGAAAAAGAGAGAGAAACAGAAGAAAGAGAGAGGGGGAGAAAGAGAGAGAGAGAGAGAGAGAGAGAGAGAGAGAGAGACCCUUAGCAGCUGUGGUACAAUGUUACAUUGAAGUAUUGAGGGAGGCAGUGGUUACCACACCAGGGCAAUCAUUUCAGUUUAUAGUGUCAUAUCCUCAAGUCUAAACUUCUGGAUUAAGGUCACUUGCCAAAAGAUCUUUUUUUGUUCUGCCUCUGUUUUUUAUACUUCCUUCUUGGGCAAAAGGCUGGUGUAAUAGAAACCAGACACAGGCCAGAAUGUGAGGCAUUCACAGCAGCAGGACCUCACAUCUUCACAGACUGACAAAAGUAGAUCAAAAGAAAGUCUGCUUUCAUAAGUUUUAACUUCUUCUCUUUUUUGCCACCCUGCAAAAUAUCGAUGAGUUGGCUGAAGCCAGGACACUGGGAUGGAUGAGGAAAUCCAUGGAUCCAGAUUUUGAGGCAAUUUCCACAAAACACAGAAGAGGUCUUCAGGAUGGAAAAUGUUUCGACUCUUUGACCAGACUGUAGUUGAAAAACCUGAGAAACCAACAUGAGCUGGAGCUUUCUCACUCGUCUUCUGGAAGAGAUACACAACCACUCAACCUUUGUGGGGAAAGUAUGGCUGACUGUGCUCAUCAUCUUCCGCAUCGUGCUCACAGCCGUGGGAGGCGAGUCCAUUUAUUCGGACGAGCAGACCAAGUUUACCUGCAACACCAAACAGCCGGGUUGUGACAACGUAUGCUACGACGCCUUUGCUCCCCUCUCGCACGUUCGAUUCUGGGUCUUUCAGAUCAUCAUGAUCUCCACUCCUUCCAUCAUGUACAUGGGUUAUGCAAUCCACAAGAUAGCCCGCACCUCAGAGGAGGAGCGCAGGAAGCACCAACGGCUGCGCAGAAGAGCUGUGCUUCAUUCAAGAUGGAGAGACAGCCAUCAUUUGGAGGACGUCUUGGCACAUGAGCACGGCGACGAUGAUGCUGAGCCCAUGAUCUAUGAAGACCCACUGGAGGUCCAGGAGACCAGGCCUGAGCAGUUAAGCAACACCAGCAAAAAUCCAUCAAAACAUGAUGGACGGAGAAGAAUUAUGCAGGAAGGACUGAUGAGGAUGUAUGUUCUUCAGCUCAUGUCGCGAGCAAUUUUUGAAGUAGCCUUCCUUGUAGGACAGUAUCUGCUCUACGGUUUCCGAGUCGAUCCUUUAUAUGUAUGCAACAGGAUUCCCUGUCCACACAGUGUGGACUGUUUCAUUUCUAGGCCAACAGAAAAAACAAUUUUCCUCCUCAUCAUGUAUGUGGUCAGUUGCCUUUGUCUCAUUCUAAAUCUGUGCGAAAUGCUCCAUUUGGGAAUUGGUGCUUUUCGAGAUACACUCCGCCUAAAGAGAAACCGUGGCCAAGGAAUAUUCUACGGCUACCCCUUCUCUCGCCAUGUGCCAGCCUCUCCUCCAGGGUACGCCCUCGUGAUGAAAACAGACAAACAUAAACGAAUUGCAAACAGCCCCAAUGAGCAGAACAUGGAUACAGUUUGCCAGGAGCUACAGUGUGCCAGCCCAGUGGAGAACAUCCCGUCCGAUCUGGCCAGUCUACAUCGUCACCUGCGGGUCGCACAGGAGCAGCUUGACAUGGCCUUUCAAACAUACCAGACUAAAAGCAACAAGCAAAUCUCCAGGACCAGUAGCCCUGUAUCUGGAGGCACAAUGGCAGAGCAAAAUAGAGUCAACGCUGUUCAUGAAAAGCAAGGAGCUCGGCCAAAGUCCGCCACAGAGAAGACCGUGAGCACAGUAAAAAAUGGAAAGACCUCAGUCUGGAUCUAGGCACUUUUUUUUUAAUUUAACUGUAAAAAUAUGAAGACUCUAAGACUGUACAGUAACCCAAGAAGGUGUGACUGAGAUAAUGUGUCUUUAGGCCAAAAGAACUUCAGUCACUGUAGUUGCACUGCACAUAAUAGAUGUAGUAAAGAUGUAUGUGAGGCAAAUAUCUAAACACUUUGGUUUGUUUCUUUUUUCUUUUGUACUUUUGUAGUUUGCCAUAGUUUUCAGACACAAUUUCCAUUUUGCUCACAUAGUUACUGUCUCUAAAUCCAGCUGUGACAUCCCAUAUGAACAGUACCCUAAUGGGUGUUUUAUCCAUUCUACUG
Cynoglossus semilaevis (tongue sole) is the source of this 6341-nucleotide messenger RNA. RefSeq names its product gap junction protein gamma 2 (gene gjc2). Lineage: Eukaryota; Metazoa; Chordata; Actinopteri; Pleuronectiformes; Cynoglossidae. The transcript is spliced from 2 exons. Gene Ontology annotation, biological process: cell-cell signaling. Gene Ontology annotation, cellular component: connexin complex. The record is from RefSeq and is a predicted model, not a curated record. The coding region runs from base 4765 to 6018 and encodes 417 amino acids. Gene Ontology annotation, molecular function: gap junction channel activity.